UCUUCUUCUGCAAAUCGAUAUUCGAAGAGAGAUGGGAUCGAAUUUUUCCAUGGCGCAGAACACUUCCACCGAUGGCUCGUCGCAUCCGUCUCGGAUUAUUUCAUUCCAUUCCACGGCACGAUGGAAGGCUCACUUUGAUGCUUACAAUACUUCCUCCAAUCUGCUGGUGAUUGAUUUCUCGGCAACAUGGUGUGGCCCCUGCAAAUUAAUCGAACCAGCGAUCGUUGAGAUGGCUAACAAAUACACCGAUGUCGAGUUCGUCAAGAUCGAUGUCGAUGAAUUAGUGGAUGUGGCACAGGAAUUUGGAGUGCAGGCGAUGCCAACCUUCAUUCUGAUUAAAGAAGGGAAAGAAGUGGACAAGGUUGUAGGUGCCAAAAAGGAUGAACUCGAGAAGAAGAUCAUCAAGCACCGCCCUUCUGCUCUCACCUCCACCAUUUGAUCAUCUUUUCUCAUAUUCUCAUAGUUGGGUUUCCCUUCAAAUGUUGAUCAGCGUAGAAUAAAGCUAUGAUGGGUUGUUAGGG
Messenger RNA from Telopea speciosissima, 521 nucleotides. Its product is annotated as thioredoxin H2-like. The coding region runs from base 32 to 439 and encodes 135 amino acids. Lineage: Eukaryota; Viridiplantae; Streptophyta; Magnoliopsida; Proteales; Proteaceae. The record is from RefSeq and is a predicted model, not a curated record. The transcript has 3 exons.